UCAGUGCAUCCGGCCAUGCGGUGCAACUUGAGGAGGCUUAUUGAGAAACCUCCUGACCUGAGCCAGAUGACUCACUGUAACAAAGAGAUGUAAAUGUUUUGCCCACUUGAUUGUGCGUCUCUGGCACUGCACAUUCUUUUUGUCCUGAAGAAGCACUCGACUGAUGUUUCAGUGGGAUGUGGUUUGAUCACCCCCACUGACUCAGAGGAAAUCAUGUCUGCAGCGAUUUCCACAUAUUUCUUUUAAGUGCUUUUGCAGUUUGGAAAUGAUUGGGCUGAGUAGAUGACCUUGUGGUUUUGUGAGCUAUGGAGAGUCAGAGUUAAGAGUGAUAGAAUCCGUAGUGAUUCAAUGGCACGUCGCUUGUCGAUGAAUUGGAAAAGAAGCAGUGUCAUACCGCAACAGCACAUAAAGGGAAUGAGGACUGGGAAGUGGGAGACUGCUUGCCUCACGACGGACCCCUCUACUACGGCUACCGAGAUCGCAUCACGGUCGGUGAAGUGCAACAGGGUGUGUGGUGAGCGUGUCGUCACAGCAACCGGCCCCACUUGGCGCUCACCCUCAGCUGUGUGAGACGUCACUCCCGAGGCGACUGCUCCCCUCUGACCCGAACAGGCAGGCAGGCAGGCAGCGAGGGAGGGAGGGAAGUAGGUAGGUAGGGGGCAGGUAGAGUCAGCCUGGACCCAGCCCAAACCAGCAUCAGUUGUUUGCCAGGACUAUCACUUGCAACAUGGAUGCUGUGAAGAGCAGUGCGUCUCAGCCCGUCUACAGCCGCUGGUCUUACAGGCCCUCCAGCUCUGCCAGCUUUUCUUCCACCUCAGCUGCAAGUGCCCUGGACGAUGACAGCUUAAGUCUCAGGCAGCAGAAGCUGGAGAAGCAGAGGGCGCUUCUGGAACAGAAGCAGCGGCGGAAGCGACAGGAGCCCCUGAUGGUGCAGCCCAACCUAGAGGCCCGGCCUCGGCGGUCUCGACCCCGCCGCUGUGAGGAGCAGGCCCCGCUCGUGGACUCGCGUCACAGCAUCACCAGCGACGUCAUCCUAGAUGGGAUUGAUGGCCCUGCGGCGUUCCUUGGCUCCGAGCCACCUGACGUGGGCUCCAGGGUCCAGAUCCUGUCCGUGAGCCAGACCUCGCAGUCCCCACCUGCUGAGGAACCGGAACGGGACGGGGACACGGAGACGUUGCUGGAACCCAAGACAGACAUUCACGAGCUGCUUCAGAAGAGAGGUCUCUCUGGCAGCAUGAAUUAUGACGAGGCCAGUGAUGAGGAGGAGGAGGAGGAGGAGGAAGAGGAGGAUCACACUCUUUCACUUUCGCCCAACCCGGAGUCCAACCGUCCAGCAUCAGCCUCCAGCACCAAGUCCAACACAGAGUAUGUGGAGCCUGGGUCGCCUUCAACAGAUAUCCCCCCCAUCGACGCGGACCACCUGGAGGAGUUUGUGGUGCAGCCCGCUCCUCGCGGCACAACCGUUAAGUGCCGCAUCACCCGCGAUAAGAAAGGAAUGGACCGAGGACUCUACCCCACGUACUUCAUGCACCUGGAGAAAGAAGACGGCAGGAAGGUUUUCCUGCUGGCUGGGAGGAAGAGGAAAAAGAGCAAGACGUCCAACUACCUUAUUUCUGUGGAUGCCACUGACCUGUCGCGUGAGGGAGAGAGCUUUGUGGGGAAACUGAGGUCCAAUCUUAUGGGGACAAAGUUCACAGUGUAUGACAAUGGCACAAAUCCCACCAAGAACCCGGGUACACUUCUAGAGGAGAGCAACACACGGCAGGAGCUGGCCGCCAUAUGCUAUGAGACCAACGUUUUAGGCUUCAAAGGGCCCCGCAAGAUGACUGUCAUCAUCCCUGGGAUGAACAUGAACUAUGAGCGGAUACCUGUCCGGCCAACCAGCGAGCAGGACACCCUGCUGGGCAAGUGGCAGGGCCAUGCUUUAGACAAUCUGAUCGAGCUGCACAACAAGGCGCCCGUGUGGAACGACGAUACGCAGUCCUACGUGCUGAACUUCCAUGGCCGCGUCACCCAGGCCUCCGUCAAGAACUUCCAGAUCGUCCACGACAAUGAUCCGGACUACAUUGUAAUGCAGUUUGGCAGAGUAGCUGAGGAUGUCUUCACCCUGGACUUUAACUACCCUAUGUGUGCUCUGCAGGCCUUUGCCAUUGGCCUCUCCAGCUUUGAUAGCAAACUGGCCUGCGAGUGACCCACUCAUCAUCACACACACACACACUCACACACACUCACACACUCACACUCUCACCUACACAAACACAUCCAUCGUUAACAAGUGGGCUCCCCUCUCCCUCAGGAUAGCUGUGCGUGUGUGUCUGUGUGUAAAACCCGCACCUUCUAGCUCAUUGCUGCUACACAAUAACCUACCGUGCUGCCCUAUCUAGUGGUGGUCAGGCACUACACCCCAAGAAGAAAUAAAUCCUUGUCCCUGCCAGCCUCUCUGUGAUAUUUAACAUUCAAUCAGAGGGACCAGACAUUGAAUCACUGGAGAAGAGUGUGAUAUCUGAAACAACAUUUAAAAAAAAAAAAAAAGAAGAGCAAAAAAAUAACAGCCUUCUAGAAGGCAAACCUGUCAUCUUGUGACACCUUUUUGAGUGUGCCUCUAAGUAAAUGUGUGGCUAAAUCUAAUUAUCAUAAGGUCUUUAAUAUUUCUGUGUUCAUUGUUGCUGCCUUUCAAGUGGGUGGCUGUAGUCGAUGUUUUAAUUUCACCAGCAAAUGGUCAGCCGAUGGAAGGAAAGGGAAUGGUACUUUACUGAGCACCAGUGUGGUAGCUCAUCUGGACUGACCCUCUGUUGGGAAAAUGGACAAUGACCUGGUCAUGAGACAAGUCUAGUGGUCUCUAACCUACAUUUCAUUUUGAUGUUUGAUAGUAUUCGAAACACGACUUUUUUGUAAACUUGGAUUUUAAUCAUUGAUGUUAUUCUACGUUUCUUGUAUGUUUCUUCUUUUGCCUUUUAACUGUAUCAACACUUUGGACCACCAGUGCUGGAAUCUUUUCUUUGAGUUGCUUAUUGUGAAGCCACUGUGUCAUUCUGCAUUGCUUGUCAUGACUGAAAUGUUUCAGUCGUGUUAUCACUUAACUGUUUAAUCUGACGAAAUGGGGAAUGUACAGAAAAGUUUUGCACCGUCAGAGAAAUUUUGUAGAAGUACUCCGUUUGUGUCAGUGAUCACUACUAACUGAAUCAUGCAAACGAGAUUUCAAAGGAGCCUUUGACAUACACUGCCCACUGACAUAGACCUGGCUGGCAAUUCCAAGUGACCUACCUGUUUUGGCUGUCUUGUUUGGGAAUGUUUUCUUUCGUUUUUUUGUGCUGUGUUCAGCUGUCAAAGUGAGAUUUAAGUGGAGUUGUGAUGUAGCCUUGUUUCCCAGCAUGCACUUGCUUUUCUUCUUUCUUCUCUCUCUCUAUUGUCAGCCCUGUAUGCUUUUUAAGGACACUGUAAAGACAACCCCCAUCCAAACCCAUGACACAAAAGGAAAUGGAAUUCCAUCAAGAUGGGCCAUGAAGGGAUAUUUUUAAACAUUGCCUUAAUAUUCUGAACUUUCAUAGUGUAAUGUGCUAUGGUCUUAACAUCAGCAUGGAUGAGUUUGAAUUGGAAUGGAUGUAGAGUAGGCAUUGUGGUGGGAUGUUGUCUUGUGUGUGCACAGACCAUGUCUUGGUACACUGUUCCUUCAGAGUCGUAACAUUUAAGGCGUCAUUGUGUGUGUGGGUGCACAAGAUCAAUAAGUCCCUGCUGGAUAAGUAAUGUGGGUGGCAAUGUUUUUUGUGAGUGUUUUGUGUUGUUUUUGUCGUACGAGCUACAUCUCACUAGCCAAUCAUAUACUGGAUAUCAAAGGAAUGCUUAUUUUUCCAUUUAAAUGAACUGUUAAGAAAAAUGGAAUUUGCACAAAAUUAAUUAUGAGAAAUACCCUAUUUUAUCUUGAAUAAUAACCAGGGGAAGUUCAUGUAAAACUCAGCUUCAGCUCAAAGUCCUAAAUUUUAUUAUAUUUUUAAAAGAUGUUAUUGUUUUACAGUCAUUUGUAAAUAUAAUGAAUUGUGUCAUGUAAAAAGCCCCAUAUGUCUUUGGUUUGUAAAUACAAGACUUGCUGCAUGGAAUAUAAAGCUUCAUUUGUUGUCAUGGUA
Messenger RNA from Clupea harengus (Atlantic herring), 4121 nucleotides. It is a transcript of the gene tulp3, whose product is annotated as TUB like protein 3. Gene Ontology annotation, cellular component: cilium. NCBI's taxonomy places the organism in Eukaryota, Metazoa, Chordata, Actinopteri, Clupeiformes, Clupeidae. Gene Ontology annotation, biological process: protein localization to cilium. The record is from RefSeq and is a predicted model, not a curated record.